Betta splendens (Siamese fighting fish) is the source of this 3108-nucleotide messenger RNA. RefSeq names its product protein kinase, cAMP-dependent, regulatory, type II, alpha A (gene prkar2aa). The transcript is spliced from 11 exons. Gene Ontology annotation, cellular component: cAMP-dependent protein kinase complex. Gene Ontology annotation, biological process: regulation of protein phosphorylation. The coding region runs from base 684 to 1859 and encodes 391 amino acids. NCBI's taxonomy places the organism in Eukaryota, Metazoa, Chordata, Actinopteri, Anabantiformes, Osphronemidae. The record is from RefSeq and is a predicted model, not a curated record. Gene Ontology annotation, molecular function: cAMP-dependent protein kinase regulator activity.
AGUGGUUCAAUCGUGCGCGCACAACUGUGGAGUUCCUCACCGGGAGGGGGGAAACGUGUUAGCGCCUUAUUUUUACUCUAGCUUUGGUUGUAAUUAGCCACACGGUUGGAAGAACGUCAAUAUACGUUCUUGAUACAGCGGGCUGCGAGUGUGUUGACGCCGAGCUGAAGGGUUUGACGCCUGUCUGCGCUGGGCGAAUUGGCGCGACCUGCGUCUCGAGGAGAGCGGAGUCGCGAGGCGCAGUUGCCCUGAGAGCACACAGGCGGUUGCUAACAAGUAGUUAGCAAGACACCCAGUUAGCCUGCCCGCUAGCCGUCUCUCCCUGCUGCCACGCUAAGUCCCACCCUCAGCAAGUGCGUGGACGUCGCAAGAGGCUGCAGCGCUGAAGUCGAGGGCUUUUUCCUGUCAACUUAGCCAGCGUCGCUAAACAGCUGGCUGGCGAGACAAAACCACCCCUGUACACGUUAGCUAGGCGAAGCUAACACAAAAUCGCUGGCGUUUCGUGGUACGGGUGUCUUCAGUGGAGGGACUCGCGGUCGAUAACACUGGCAACGAGACUGGUUCAAAAAGAAGAGGCGAAACAAGAGAGAACAAGGAAGACACCGUGAAGGAGGGGACUGGCUAGUUUAGCCGGGGAGACGGAAUCAUACAUUGCAAACGCUGCCAUCUAGCCACACACAACCAUGAGUAUUGAGAUACCAGUGGGGUUGACAGAACUGCUGCAGGGCUACACUGUGGAGGUGCUACGACAAAGGCCAUCAGACCUGGUGGAUUUUGCAGUACAGUAUUUCACUCGUUUGCGGGACACCAGAAGUCAGGAUGGCUCCAGUGUUGGUGGGAAGAUGGGGAAAGGAGUGAUGUUUGAUGGGGAACCAAUGCAGACAGAGUCCAACGGAGAUGAUGACGAAGAUGACGAUUCUGACUUUGAGCCUCCACCACCCAGCAGAUUCAACAGGAGAGUGUCAGUCUGUGCAGAGGCAUUCAACCCAGAUGAGGAUGACGAGGACACAGAGCCCAGAGUGGUUCACCCAAAAACAGAUGAACAGCGCUGUCGACUGCAGGAAGCCUGUCGAGACAUCCUACUUUUCAAAACACUAGAUCAGGAGCAGUUCUCACAGGUGCUGGACGCCAUGUUUGAGUUACUAGUCGAGCCCCAGGAGCACGUCAUUGACCAGGGAGAUGAUGGAGACAACUUCUAUGUCAUAGAGAGGGGUGUGUAUGACAUAGUGGUAUCAGGCAAAUGCGUGGGUCAUUAUGACAAUAAGGGCAGCUUCGGGGAGCUGGCACUCAUGUACAACACUCCACGCGCCGCCACCAUCAUCGCCACCCAGUCAGGGGCACUAUGGGGUCUGGACCGAGCCACCUUUCGUAGACUCAUUGUGAAGAACAAUGCUAAGAAGAGGAGGAUGUACGAGUCUUUCAUUGAAUCUGUGCCCUUACUCAAAUCACUAGAGGCGAAUGAAAGGAUGAAGAUAGUGGAUGUAUUAGGAGCAAAGCAGUUUUCGGAUGGUGAACGUAUCAUUACACAGGGAGACAAAGCUGACUGCUUCUAUGUUGUAGAGUCUGGGGAUGUCAAGAUUAUGAUGAAGAGUAAAACGAAGGCAGACCACGCAGACAAUGCGGAGGUGGAGAUAACGCGCUGUAGCAGGGGUCAGUACUUUGGGGAGCUGGCCUUGGUCACCAACAAGCCCCGGGCCGCAUCAGCUUACGCAGUGGGUGAUGUCAAGUGUUUGGUAAUAGACGUGCAGGCAUUUGAACGCCUCCUGGGUUCCUGUAAGGAAAUCAUGAAGAGGAACAUCGCUCACUAUGAGGAGCAGCUGGUGGCCCUGUUUGGCUCUAGCAUGGACCUGAGAGACUGAGCCUCCCACACCACCCUCCGUGCCUUCUAUAUACACACACACACACAUACACACAAAUAUACAUACAUUUAUACAUCCCCUCUCGCCACACACAAUAGAUAUUCAGACCCAUAUUAAGCUUUACACAGCUGUACAAAAAACUAAAUAAAAACCUUCAUCUGCAGGUACAUAAUUAUGAAUGAACUCAUCCUCUCCUCCCAUCUCUCACUUUCUCAUUCUGUCUGUCUCUCUUUAUCUUUAUCUCUCACUCUCUCACACAUAGAUUAUAAUGCACACACACUUAAUUAGGCACUGAGAGACACCCACUUCAGUUAGUCUGCCCAUUCUCAUACAUGUACUAGCUCAGCACACUCCAGGAUAAGCUCACUUUAUUGAUACACACACAGAGUAGGCUCAAUGCACCUUGCUACUUGAGCCACCUAUAUUCUCUAUGAAUGUCUUUGCUGUGAUUACCUUAAUACAGGUAAAGCAGUGGAAGGACAAAAAAUAACCACAUACACUCCAUAUACAUGUUUGAAAACACGUCCUCAUGCUUCAUAUGUGCAGGCUUUAUAUUCACACAAGCACUUAAACAACUCUGUUGUUCCAACAAGCCUCAGCCAAGGACACAUAAACACACACACACACAAACAGUGGUACAGAUAUUCAAAAAAACACAGGCUACAACAGUUGCAAAAACAGACACAUUGUGGUAAGAUGGAGAUAAAAACUUUCACAAUCUCUCAAAAGGAAAAAAAAAUCAAAUGCAAAAAAGAGAGAAAACUUUAAAGAAGACAGAUAUGUUUUAGAAAUGUUUUAUGAAUAUAAAAACAGAAGCUUUGAUAAAAUAUUAUUUAAGUAAAAAAAAAAAGUGUUUCCUCUUUGGGAGAACGGGGUGCAGAACUUUGAGCGUGCUCCAUUUCUUCCUCUGCUGUUGUUGAUUGAGUUGAGUUAGUGCUGGUGAUUAUUGCAGUACCACAGAAGAAGCAGUGAAAACGAUAACAACCCUAAGUUUUCUGGGCCAUUGUUAUUCUCAUUGAUGCCACAUUUCAUUGUAUUGAAUUAAUAAUUAAUGUAUUAUUAUAUAUUCAUUUAUUAUGUUUUUGUUUUACUUUGACCAAUUCUGAGAAAAUUAACCAUCCAUCUCUGACAAAAUGUAAAAACAAAGAAAUUCGAGUAAAACUAUUAGUGCUUAUUUCUCGAUUAUCCUUGAAUGAGUUGUCCUGGAUACGAAAAUGAAAAAAUAAAGCAAACAUUUUGUUAAAAGGUU